This is a messenger RNA of Ostreococcus lucimarinus CCE9901, 459 nucleotides long. RefSeq lists its product with no specific name. Gene Ontology annotation, molecular function: histone binding. Lineage: Eukaryota; Viridiplantae; Chlorophyta; Mamiellophyceae; Mamiellales; Bathycoccaceae. Gene Ontology annotation, cellular component: nucleus. The transcript has 2 exons. Gene Ontology annotation, biological process: DNA replication-dependent chromatin assembly. The annotation marks the transcript as partial. The record is from RefSeq and is a predicted model, not a curated record.
AUGAGCGCGAUCAGCGUGACGUCGGUGCAGGUGCUGGAUAAUCCGCAGUUCUUCGCGAAUCCGCUGCAGUUUGAGAUUCAGUACGAGUGCUUGCACGAUCUUCAGCACGAUCUCGAGUGGAAGCUGACGUACGUCGGGAGCGCGGAGGACGACAAGUGCGAUCAGAUUUUGGACACGGUGCUCGUGGGGCCGGUGGUUCGCGGGGCGUACAAGUUUGUGUUCCAGGCCAAUCCGCCGGAUGUGAGCAAGAUUCCGCAGGAAGACAUCUUGGGCGUGACGGUGCUUCUCGUGACGUGCUCGUACAACAACCAAGAGUUCAUCCGGGUCGGGUACUACGUGAACAACGAGUACGCCGACGAAGAGUUGAAGGAGAACCCGCCAGCGCAGCCGAGAAUCGAUAGAAUUGUUCGCAACAUUUUGGCUGAGAAGCCGCGCGUGACUCGAUUCCCGUGCGACUUU